This is a messenger RNA of Protopterus annectens (West African lungfish), 952 nucleotides long. RefSeq names its product galanin and GMAP prepropeptide (gene GAL). Gene Ontology annotation, cellular component: extracellular region. Gene Ontology annotation, molecular function: hormone activity. The record is from RefSeq and is a predicted model, not a curated record. Bases 379 to 711 code for a protein of 110 amino acids. NCBI's taxonomy places the organism in Eukaryota, Metazoa, Chordata, Ceratodontiformes, Protopteridae. The transcript is spliced from 6 exons.
AGGCUGUCUUCGGUCGAAGUAAUUGUAGAUGCUUUCAAGUACAUCCAGUCUCCAGCUGGGCUGUUGUAAAUGGCCUCUUUAGCUCAAUUCAUGACAAGGGAACGGGAACCUGACUUGGUGAUGUCACCUACUUCUUCUUCCUCUCCAAGGAAUAUUUUGAACCCCCUCCACCCACCAGAGGAGAAACUAUUUAUCUAAAUGUAUAUAUAGGGCACACAAGCAAAGAUAGUAAAGCAUGGAGACCCAAGCUUCCUGUGCAGCAAAACUAGUUUUAUAGCUUUUUUUUUCUUGUCAUCGGAUUCUUCUCCCUAGAACACAGAACAAUCUGAAACGAACUUCAAAAGCAAAUAACCGAAUUUUCCCAUUGAUCAAAUCAAGAUGCAGAGCUGUGCUGGUAUGCUGUUCCUGUCGUUAAUAUUGUGUACUGCUCUUUCAGAAACAUUUGGACUAGUUUUAUCGGCAAAGGAAAAGCGUGGCUGGACAUUGAAUAGCGCUGGUUAUCUACUUGGACCACAUGCAUUAGAAAAACCUGUAUUAGCAGGCAAACGCGACAUGAAUCAAGAUGAGAUUAAGACAGGUAACAUCCUGAGAACAUUAGCUGAUGAUAAUGCUGUGCGUACAGUGAUUGAAUUUUUGACAUACAUGCAUCUCAAAGAUAUUGGUGCACUUGAUAAACUACCAUCAUUGUCAUCUGAAGAAGCAAAUCAAUAACAUACCAGUAUAGGAUUUAUAAUACAAGAUCUGAUUAUGAAAUACUGGUGCAGUUUUUUGAGUGAUUUAAAUGAACAUCAUCAAAUACCAUGACUGCUAUUGUUUACAUUUAUCGAAGGAUAAUCUGCCAUUUAGUAAUGCAAUUUACUCUACUCUUUUUCUGCUAAAAUGUAUUUUUGUUUUGAUACAGUUUGUAUCUAAAGUAUAAAAAUAUAAUAAAAUAGCAACAGCAAAGCUGGCA